AUGAGUCGCAUUCGCUUCCCGCGAACAAUAACUCAACUCCACAUCCCUAGACAGCAGGUUCGAUUCUUUGUCCGGGACCCUUUCUCCAACAAGCUCACCCAUUAUAUUCGUCGAGCCGACUUGAUCGAUUCCAUUCGACUCAACCUCCGUUCAUCGAGGACACCGACCUCGCUCCCCCUCGAGCUACUGAACAACCCGGCUGCUGGACCCAUUCGUGGUCACCCACGCUAUCCGUUCUGCGCCAAAUGCCGACUCUGCGCUUUCCCUCGUCGAAGCCCUCAAAGACGCCGUCCUUAA
Messenger RNA from Linum trigynum, 297 nucleotides. The record is from the annotation of a GenBank genome assembly. Lineage: Eukaryota; Viridiplantae; Streptophyta; Magnoliopsida; Malpighiales; Linaceae.